GCUUUGGUGAGGAACAGCCGAACAACGUCGGGAAGGCGAAGAAGAAGAAGACAGCAGGAUGGGCAGCGCACUGCGCAGGGGCCUGAGCGAUCAGCGCAGCGGUCUGACGGAUCGCGAGAAGAGGCUUAUUCGAAACAGCUGGCGCAAGUUCUGCGAGCAGAAUCCAGACUACGGCGUGCGCAUCUUCAUCGGCAUGUUCGCCAAGCACCCCGAGUACCUGCAGAUGUUCCCAAGGUUCAGGGACAAGGAGCUGCGCACGCUGCGCGACGACGCCAAGUUCCGGGCGCACGCAUGCGCCGUGGGCCACCAGCUGUCGGCCAUCGUGGAGUGCAUUGAGGACGACGAGGUGUUCAUCGAGCUGAUCCGCAAGAAUGCUGCCAAUCACCUGCCCAGGGCCGGCGUGGGGCCGUCGAACUUCGAGAGCCUCUUCACGGCGGCGCUCGAGCAGAUGGUGGCCAGCAACAAGGCACUCAUGACGCCAGCCACUCUGAGAGCCUGGGAGAAGCUUUUCAAGAUGAUGAACACAAUCACGAGGAACGUAUAUGAGGAGGCGGCCGAAAUCUCAGCCACCAGCCAGGAGACGUCGUCGGGCGACGACCACUCGCUGGUCGACCCUGUCGCUGGCUUUGCUGAACACUCGAAGAGUGACGCAGCCGAGGUUUCUGCCGGUGGCAGCCCCGCGCAGGUUCCAAUGACCGCCCAGGGAACCACCGCUGGUACUUCCGAAAAACUGACCAAGGAGGGUCCGGACGGGGCUCCUGGAAUUGCGAGACCAAGCACCGUGGCGCCCGCUGGAAGCGCCAGUCCCGCGACGAUACCAUCAUCGAGCAUGCCGAACCAAGCGAACGGUGCUUCGGGCAAGCGUUCUCGCCACGACGUUGCCGAGUAUUCGAAGCGGAGAACGUCGGCUCCUGCUCCGAAGACUAGCGGCACGCAAGCACCACGAGCUGCGGCACAGGGCACGCUGCGCGGCGCAGUGUCUUCGGAAAGGGUAACCAAGACGGCCCACCAAGAUGCGUCAUCACACGAGAACGCGGAUGCGGCUACGCUAUAGCCCUUCGUCGCUUCGUCGAUCACUAAAGCGACAGUGUAUUGCUGGAGUACGUAAUCACGCCAGCGCUUUGAAGGGUAUAGAUCUCGUCCCGCAAUGAUCCCCUCAGAGCUUGCGGAUCGCAGUCUCUUUCUUGUCGACGUGCAUUAAACCGAACGUUUUUGUCGUCCACUCGUACAAAAAUUCGAUGCAAUUUAACUGUUGCACCCGCGUGGUACUGUGAAGACACAACUUAGUAAUGCUGCGGAAGCGCACUGAUUGCUACGGCAUCGUGGGUUCCGAUUCGUUCCUUAAUAAAGGGGAACGCAACUGCAAAUUGAUAUUUUCUUGCACAGCUUCUGGCAAUUUUCUAAGUCACCGUUAUUUCUAAACAAAAACAAAGGCCGACAGAGUUGUGAUGGAGAACCCAUUGCUUGCCCGUCUUGCACCUCGCAGCUGCAGACGAUGUGAGAUAAUUAUAUAAAUUGAAUAGGGAGAGCGUUAUUAGCUGAUUUCAUAAGCCGUUUCGCACUUGGCGUCGGUUCUAUCGGGUGGGCACUUGCGGAAUCUCGGGGGAGGCAGCUGGGUAUCGGCUGAUGAGAUGUAGCGCAUGAAAAGCCCGCUGCUAUGUGCGAACUGCACGUGAUCGAUGAACGGAUAUAAGCCUAGCCGCGAAUGCAUUUUUAUCGACGAGACUUAGUUAAUAAAAUGGUGCGGAAGGUUGCAACGUUCACAACACCUGUGCAAAA
Rhipicephalus sanguineus (brown dog tick) is the source of this 1779-nucleotide messenger RNA. RefSeq lists its product as uncharacterized. NCBI's taxonomy places the organism in Eukaryota, Metazoa, Arthropoda, Arachnida, Ixodida, Ixodidae. The record is from RefSeq and is a predicted model, not a curated record. Gene Ontology annotation, molecular function: oxygen binding; heme binding. Bases 59 to 1054 code for a protein of 331 amino acids. The transcript is spliced from 2 exons.